Phalaenopsis equestris is the source of this 3272-nucleotide messenger RNA. RefSeq names its product poly [ADP-ribose] polymerase 1. Bases 100 to 3000 code for a protein of 966 amino acids. The record is from RefSeq and is a predicted model, not a curated record. The transcript is spliced from 20 exons. Gene Ontology annotation, cellular component: nucleus. Gene Ontology annotation, molecular function: DNA binding; NAD binding; zinc ion binding. Lineage: Eukaryota; Viridiplantae; Streptophyta; Magnoliopsida; Asparagales; Orchidaceae.
UCUGCCAGGCAUCUCCUUGCGCGGCUCAGUCGCAGAUGCAGGCGCCAUAAAACCUUUCUCAGUUUUCUUCUUUUCCGACUUCUCCUCGAAGCCCUAACAAUGGCAACCCCAGUUCCUCCCAAACCAUGGAAAGCGGAGUACGCAAAGUCUGGAAGAUCUUCCUGCAAGACCUGCAAGAAUGCUAUUAAUAAGGACCAUCUCAGGCUUGGCAAGAUGGUUGUGGCCACUCAGUUUGACGGAUUCAUGCCUCUGUGGCAUCAUGUUGGAUGCAUCUUAAAGAAAGCGAAUGAAAUCAAAGAAAUUGAUGACAUCGAAGGUUUAGACUUGCUUCGGUGGGAGGAUCAACAAAAACUACGAAAAUAUGUGGAGGGUUUAACCUCAGCUACACCCAGUGCUAAGGAUGUUGAAAGCAUUAUUGAAGUGUCGCGAACUUCUCGUGCUGCCUGCAAACGUUGCAGCGAGAAGAUUAUGAAAGGAAUGGUCCGCAUUUCAACGAAGCCUGAAGGUCAGGGAUCCAAAGGUAUCGCUUGGCAUCAUGUUAACUGUUUCAGGGAGUUAUUUCCAUCAGUCGAUAUAGAGAAAGUGUCUGGCUGGGACAACUUACCUUUGCAAGAUAAAGAAACUCUGUCAACAGUAUCUAAGAAGGAUGCAAGUACUGCUAGAAGAGCGCAACGUACAAAAGAGGAAGUUUUGCAACAUGAAAAUUCAAGGGAAAACAAGCGCAGGAAAGUUGGUGAUCAGAAGAUUUCAAAACAUUCUGUAUCUGAUGGAAAUGAAACAAGUGGCGCUAAUAAGGAUCUUGAAAGAAAACUGGAAGAGCAAAACAAGAAUUUGUGGGCUAUUAAAGAUGAGCUUAAGAAGCAGGUUACCACUUCGGAGCUACGUGAAAUGCUUGAACUUAACGAACAAGAUUCAGCAGGGUCGGAACAUGAUCUACGAGAGCGUUGUGCCGACGGAAUGCUAUUUGGAGCGCUUGAGAAAUGCCCAUUAUGCUCUGGUUCUCUGCAUUAUUCUGGAGGCCAAUAUCGCUGCCAUGGCUAUGUGUCGGCUGAACCUGUGCGCCGGAAGUUGAAGUGGAAAAUUCCGGAAGGCACGAGUAAUAAGUACCUUUUAAAGUGGUUUAAGUCACAAAAGACUAAAAAGCCCAACAGAGUACUACCUCCUAAAUCAUCUUCUAAUCAUCCUGGUAACAUAUCUAGUGGCAAGCAGUCCCAACCGUCUACUAGUGAAAAAUUGGAGGAUUUGAAAGUUGCUUUAAUUGGAGAAAUUGGGAAGGAAAUGGACGAUUUGAAGCAAAAGCUUGAAGAUUUUGGAGGAAAGGUUCAUGCAAAGAUUAACGAAGAUACUAGCUGCUUGAUUGCAUGUGGAGAGGUGCAAGUUUCGGACUCCGAAAUUAAGAAAGCCAAGAAGUUGAAAGUUCCAAUUGUGAGGGAGAAUUACCUUGGCGAAUGUAUCGAGAAACAAAAGAAGCUUCCUUUUGAAUUAUAUAAACUGGAAAUUUCCGGUGAGAACAUGCGUGGAAUGGUCACCGUAAAAGUGAAGGGGCGCAGUGCCGUACAUGAGGCUUCUGGCCUGCAAAAUUCAGGUCAUAUUCUUGAUGACGGCAAAAGCAUCUAUAACACAACUUUGAAUAUGUCGGACCUAUCGACUGGUAUCAAUAGCUAUUACAUACUUCAGGUCAUUCAAGAGGACAGAGGGUCUAAUUGUUAUGUAUUCCGAAAAUGGGGAAGGGUUGGAAAUGAUAAAAUUGGUGGGAGUAAAUUGUCAGACUUGUCAAAGUCUCAAUGCAUUUUGGAAUUUAAACGUCUGUUUCUUGAAAAAACUGGAAGCUCUUGGGAGGCGUGGGAGCAAGGGAGGUUUGAGAAACAACCUGGAAAAUUUUGUCCUCUUGACAUUGAUUAUGGAGUUAAACCAGCAUUAAAAAACAAAGAGCCUAAGAGCACGAAGAGCAAUCUUGAUCCUCAAUUACAAGGCCUGAUGAAGAUGCUUUUCAAUGUUGAGACAUACAGGGCUGCUAUGCUGGAGUUUCAAAUCGACAUGACAGAAAUGCCCCUGGGAAAGCUCAGUAAGAAGAACAUUCAGAAGGGUUUUGAAGCCUUAACAGAGAUACAAAAUUUAUUAAAUAAUAGCAAUCGACAUGAACCAGCUGUUAGAGAAAGCUUGAUUGUUGAUGCCAGCAAUCGUUUCUUCACUCUUAUCCCCUCCAUCCACCCUCAUGUUAUAAGAGACGAAGAUGAGUUCAAGGCAAAGGUAAAAAUGCUGGAGGCUCUUCAGGACAUAGAAAUAGCUUCCAGGCUAGUUGGUUUUGGUGAAGAAAAUGAUGAGACACUGGACGAGAAAUACAUGAAGCUUCAAUGUGAAAUUUCUCCAUUGCCCCAUGAUAGUGAAGAUUUUCAGAUGGUUAAGAACUAUCUUCUUAAUACCCAUGCUCCUACACAUCAGUACUGGAGCCUUGAAUUGGAGGAGGUUUUUGCUCUGCAGAGGGAGGGAGAGUUUGACAAAUAUGCACCAUAUAGAGAUAAACUGAAGAAUAAAAUGCUCUUAUGGCAUGGUUCUCGACUGACAAACUUUGUUGGCAUUCUCAGCCAAGGAUUGAGAAUAGCUCCUCCCGAAGCUCCGGUGACCGGAUACAUGUUUGGAAAAGGAGUUUACUUUGCUGAUCUUGUGAGCAAGAGUGCACAGUAUUGUUAUGUUGACAAGAAGGAUCCAAUUGGACUAAUGCUGCUCAGUGAGGUUGCUCUGGGAGAGAUGUAUGAGCUCAAGGAAGCUAAGUUCAUAGAAAAGCCACCAAAAGGAAAGCAUUCAACAAAAGGACUGGGAAAGACUGUUCCUCUGGAGUCAGAAUUUGUCAAGUGGAGAGAUGUCACUGUCCCUUGUGGGAAGCCAGUGCCCUCUUCGGUUCGAGCAUCAGAGCUCAUGUAUAACGAGUACAUCGUCUAUGAUACUGCACAGAUAAAGAUGCAGUUCCUGUUGAAGGUGAGAUUUCAACACAAAUGGUGAAGGAAAUAUGGUGAGUUAAAAAUGUUUUUGGUUGUAAUUUUUUGAGGAAUUAUGGGGGAUAUAAGAUGCAAUAUUCAAUUUUUAUUUGACACUCAACAGAGCCAUCUUUACUUGGGUGGUUGCGAGUUUUGGCCUCCCCCAUACUAUCCUAUGUACGAGUUUGUUUUGUGAUCCUCUUGUUACCGUAAAAGUAAUCAUUAUGUUUCAUAAUUAUAUGAUAAACUCUAAAUAAUAUUGCACACUUGUUAGGAAAAUCUUUGUAUCAUCUUUUU